AUGAAUGAUUUAAAUAAUGAAAAUAAAGAUAUAUUAAUAGAUACUAUUAAUAAUAAUAAUAAUGAAAAUAAUAUAGAUUCAAAGUUGUUGGAAGUUGAAAAUAAUACAGUAACAACAAUUGAUAGUAAAUUUAAAAAUAGUUCAACAAUAGAAGUGUAUUCGAGUGUAGAUGAAGUGUUAUUUGUACCACAGAAUGCAUUUAAAAAAGAUAACCCAGCAACAAAGAAAGCAGGUUCCAUCUUUGAAGUGAGCAAAGACGAUGUUUGGAAAGAUGAAGCUGUAGAGUUCCCAUCGGAAUUGCCUUCAAGCAUAUCAUGUACACCUUUCUUAAAAGCAUUUUUAUCUUGUUAUUCACCUUCUGGAAUGAUUAGAAAUUUAUAUAGAUUCGGUGAAUUCAAAUGUGAUGUUGAAGCAGAAAACUUUAGAGAUUGUACAAACCUUUCGAUUACAUCGUCGUCAAAGAGACAGGCAGAGCUCGACAAGAUAUUGACACGUAGAAAACAGGCGAGUGAAGAAACAAUCAAGAAUCAUGUUUGGAAAGAGAGAACAGAGCCUCUGGAAAACGAUUAUUUCGGAUACAAUAUAGAUCUUGUCAAUUUCAUAGCAAAGAGUAGAGAUUCGAAAUAUAUAGAAACUUUGAGAACCAAUAAUGCUAAAGAUUCGAGUUGA
Messenger RNA from Heterostelium album PN500, 669 nucleotides. Its product is annotated as EMI1 family protein. The coding region runs from base 1 to 669 and encodes 222 amino acids. The transcript is spliced from 2 exons. The record is from RefSeq and is a predicted model, not a curated record. NCBI's taxonomy places the organism in Eukaryota, Evosea, Eumycetozoa, Acytosteliales, Acytosteliaceae.